AUGCACACCGGCGGUAUUGACACCAUCCAGCGGGCCUUCCACCCAGCCCAGCGUCCCGGUUCCUCUAUUAUUCAACUCUGUCCAUUGACUUUGCCGAAAUCGUUUGGUUUUCCUCGCCUUAGUGAGGGGCUUCGUGUUUCCAGUGAGGACGAGACGGCCCGUCGGCACGUCUGGGCCAAGCCGGCCCGUCGGCACGUCUGGGCCAAGCCGGCCCGUCGGCACGUCUGGGCCAAGCCGGCCCGUCGGCACGUCUGGGCCAAGCCGGCCCGUCGGCACGUCUGGGCCAAGCCGGCCCGUCGGCACGUCUGGGCCAAGCCGGCCCGUCGGCACGUCUGGGCCAAGCCGGCCCGUCGGCACGUCUGGGCCAAGCCGGCCCGUCGGCACGUCUGGGCCAAGCCGGCCCGUCGGCACGUCUGGGCCAAGCCGGCCCGUCGGCACGUCUGGGCCAAGCCGGCCCGUCGGCACGUCUGGGCCAAGCCGGCCCGUCGGCACGUCUGGGCCAAGCCGGCCCGUCGGCACGUCUGGGCCAAGCCGGCCCGUCGGCACGUCUGGGCCAAGCCGGCCCGUCGGCACGUCUGGCCAAGCCGGCCCGUCGGCACGUCUGGGCCAAGCCGGCCCGUCGGCACGUCUGGCCAAGCCGGCCCGUCGGCACGUCUGGGCCAAGCCGGCCCGUCGGCACGUCUGGGCCAAGCCGGCCCGUCGGCACGUCUGGGCCAAGCCGGCCCGUCGGCACGUCUGGGCCAAGCCGGCCCGUCGGCACGUCUGGGCCAAGCCGGCCCGUCGGCACGUCUGGGCCAAGCCGGCCCAUCAGAGCUCAUUUAA
Molecule: messenger RNA, 822 nt
Organism: Procambarus clarkii (red swamp crayfish)
Lineage: Eukaryota; Metazoa; Arthropoda; Malacostraca; Decapoda; Cambaridae
Source: RefSeq, a predicted model, not a curated record